Messenger RNA from Thalassophryne amazonica, 2087 nucleotides. RefSeq names its product integrin alpha FG-GAP repeat containing 1 (gene itfg1). Bases 15 to 1829 code for a protein of 604 amino acids. NCBI's taxonomy places the organism in Eukaryota, Metazoa, Chordata, Actinopteri, Batrachoidiformes, Batrachoididae. The transcript is spliced from 18 exons. The record is from RefSeq and is a predicted model, not a curated record. Gene Ontology annotation, cellular component: plasma membrane.
CACCGUAAAGCUGAAUGCCGUAUUCCAGUGUGUGUUUGUUGUGUGGAGCUGGGAAGAGCAGCAGGAUGACGUUUCAUGUUAAUAUUUUGGCAUUUUUCUUACUUUUUGUGGGGAAAUAUACAUUUGGACUUCAGGAUGUGACGACCGUGCUUUUCGGUGGUGAAAAUUACGGCUCGGUGGCAGCGUUUGGAGAUUUUAACUCGGAUAAACAGACAGACAUUUUUCUUAUCAGACAACGCUCUGAACUAAUCAUAUUAUUGGCUGACCUGAAAGCUCCGUAUUUCAAGCCUAAAGUUCGCAUCACCAAAGAUGAUCUGUCACCUGAUACUGUCAUCACCAGUGCAGUUCCUGGAGACUAUGAUGGAGACUCUCAGAUGGAUGUUCUUCUUACAGCUGAGAUCAAAUCCAAGAAAACAGCUGUUUUCAUAUUUUGGGGAAACAACAACACACUAGAUAGGAGUGAGUGGCUCAAGUUGAACAAGACGUUUACAGAUCAACCGCUUGUUAUGGAUUUCAAUGGAGACAUGAUUCCUGAUGUUUUUGGUGUCACCAAGGAGACAGUCACUGAAGUCUGCUAUCUCAAAGCACGGGUCGAAAAGUGGCAGAAUGCACUGAGUUCACCUGUUGCUAUGCGCAUCCCACACUCCAAUGCUUUCAUUGACCUCAACAUGGACUUCACUGCUGAUUUGUUCCUGACAAUUCAAGGGUCGAAGUUUGAGACCUGGAUCAGCAAGGAUGGUAACUUCAGCAGGAUGGACAUCUUUGCAGCUGAAUCACCGGGGAAGACCAUCGGACAGUCUUCCUUUGUUGAUUUCGAUGGUGACGGUUACCAGGACCACCUCCUACCUGUGUGUUUGGACGAUGCCUGUCGACGCUGUGCCAUUUACCUCGCCAAGUAUGGCCAGAAAGAGUGGAUUCCAGUGCUGUCAGAUUUCAAGCAGAGGGACACCUUAUGGGCGUUUGUACCAGGGAAACCCGGCCAACCUCUGACUCUUCACCUGGGGGACUACAACCUGGAUGGCUUCCCCGAUGGUCUCGUGAUCCUCCGCAACACCAAUAGCAGCGAUCAGCAGGCCUUCCUGUUGGAGAAUGUACCAUGUAACAGCGCUAGUUGCCAUAACGUAGGGAGAAUGUUCCGCAUCCACUGGGACCAAUCAGAUUUGGGAGCCAUUCCAAAUGCUGUCAUGGCAACAUUCUUUGACAUCUACGAGGAUGGAAUAUUAGACAUGCUGGUUCUAAGCCAGAAAGAGGGCAAAGACUUGAUCAUCCAUGCUCUGAAGAACAACUUUGAAGCUGAUGCCUACUUUGUUAAAGUAAUGGUGCUCAGUGGCCUGUGCUUCAACGACUGCCCAGAAGGAGUCAAGCCAUUUGGUGUGAACCAGCCAGGACCCUAUGUGAUGUACACCACAGUGGACUCCAACGGCUACCUGAAGAAUGCCUCAGCCGGGCAAUUGAGCCAGUCGGCUCACUUUGCCCUUCACCUUCCUUACACUGUGCUGGGCCUUGGACGCAGUGCCAACUUCUUGGACCAUCUUUACGUUGGAAUCCCUCGGCUGCCUGGAGAGACGGAUAUAAGGAAGCAGGAGUGGACGGCCAUCAUUCCCAACUCGCAGCUUAUUGUCAUCCCCUAUCCGCACAACAAGCCCCGCAGUUGGAGCGCCAAGCUGUACCUGACACCGAGCAACAGCGUAUUGCUGACAGCUAUCGCGCUGAUCGGUGUGUGCGCCUUCAUCCUCGUCAUUAUCGGCAUCCUCCACUGGCAGGAGAAGAAAGCGGACGACCGAGAGAAGAGACAGGAAGCCCACCGUUUCCAUUUUGAUGCCAUGUGAAGAAAAGUACUGCUGCAUCAUGGGAGUUGCCUUUCAUCUUCCUGAUUUAACCCCACGCCGCCCCACCUCUGCGCACACAUGACAAUUUUUACUCCUUUUUUCAGUGGCCCGAUGAACCGAUCAUCGUUUGCCUCAAAAUGAUUCUUUUAGAUAUUUCUCAGUCCUGCAUUUGGAUCUAAAAUAUUUAUCUGUCAUUUCAUUUAUUUAUUUCACUGUUAGAACUACAGGAGUCGUUACAGGGCCACAGAGAUGUCGAGA